Messenger RNA from Exophiala oligosperma, 2450 nucleotides. RefSeq lists its product as uncharacterized. Gene Ontology annotation, molecular function: magnesium ion transmembrane transporter activity. The coding region runs from base 105 to 1883 and encodes 592 amino acids. Gene Ontology annotation, biological process: mitochondrial magnesium ion transmembrane transport. Lineage: Eukaryota; Fungi; Ascomycota; Eurotiomycetes; Chaetothyriales; Herpotrichiellaceae. The record is from RefSeq and is a predicted model, not a curated record. The transcript has a single exon. Gene Ontology annotation, cellular component: mitochondrial inner membrane.
CAAACCGCACGCGCAAAUUCCACCUUGUUCUGACCUUUCCUCUCUGUACUGCACUGUGUUUAACUUGCAGUACUGUGCUUCAUUCCACAGGCCUGCAGCAGGCAAUGAAGACGCCCUGGGCGCCUUCCCGAGACCUGCUCCGCUUCCUGCGUACUCAGGCAAAUUCAGUCUUCAUCACUCCCGUCGCGCCAACACGGCCUCCCCAUUCCCGGGCCUUGUCCACCUCUUCCUCGCGAUGCUCUCGCUUGCAGACAUCUUCGGUUGACGAUAUAUGGCAGCGUCAACGCGAUCCUUGUAAAGCCCUACCUGCACCAAGAUGCGCUCCCCCGGGUCCUCUGCAAUCUCGAAAUGCCAGCUCUGGCAGCCACAGCCCAGGGUUCUGGUUACGCUGGUUCCGUCGGAGGCAAGCGGCCGUGAGAUCGAAAUUACCACCAGACCCUCCAGGAAACAGUUCAAACUACGACGAGACCUCAGCUCAACUCUUCAAUCUUUCACGAGCCUUGUCCAGAAACCAAACCGGGGCAGAUCUGAAACUGCGAUGCACCGAAUUCGAUGCGAAUGGUUCUGUCACUAUGGUCGCGGGAGAAUUCAGGAAAUCUGAGCUAAUCGCAAAAUACGGCCUCUUGCCUCGCGAUCUUCGCAAGAUUGACUCGUCCGUCCUCCCACACAUCCUUGUUCGCCCUACCGCAAUACUCAUAAACCUUCUACAUCUUCGAGUCUUGAUCCAGUCCGAUCGUGUUCUUGUCUUCGACGCAUAUGGCAGCACAGACUCAUAUACCCAGUCGUUGUUCAUGUAUGACCUGGAAGGCAAAUUGAGACAAAAGGCGGAUCCCAGAAAUGGGUCUACGUACCUUCCCUACGAGUUCAGAGCUCUGGAAGCGGUGCUCAUAUCCGUCACUUCGGGCCUCGAAGCUGAGUUCGCUCUGGUCCGUGAUCCCGUGGUUCAUAUUCUACGCGAGCUUGAAGAAGACAUCGAUCGAGAUAAACUGAGACACUUGCUCAUUCAUUCCAAAAAGCUGGGUACUUUUGAGCAAAAGGCCAGGCUUGUGCGAGAUGCAAUUGAUGAUCUUCUGGAAGCAGAUGACGAUCUCUCGGCUAUGUACUUGACGGAGCGGAAAGCUUCCAAGACUUCUCGGCCGGAGCAUGACCAUCAAGAGGUGGAAAUGCUGUUGGAAUCUUACCAUAAAAUCUGUGACGAGAUUGUCGAGAUUUCUGGUAAUUUGAUCAACAACAUCCGCAAUACAGAAGAGGUUGUCAAAGCGAUCCUCGAUGCAAAUCGUAAUCAGCUCAUGCUGCUCGAGAUCAAGUUCAGCGUCGGCACUCUGGGAUUGGCCGGUGGUACACUGAUUGCUGGACUCUAUGGCAUGAACCUGAACAACUUCAUUGAAGAGACCGAUUGGGGGUUCGGGACAGUCAGUGUGGUGUGCUUUGCCCUGUCCGCUGUCAUUUGCGUCUAUGGAAUGCGCAAGCUCCGAAAGGUGCAGAAAGUCCGCAUGUGGGGCGAAGGAUUGGACACAAUGGGCCAUCGUGCUCGCAUUGGUAGUCGUGGCAAUUGGCAUAACGAAGCCUUCGAAAGUCAAGCCCAUCGCGCCGGCAGGUUGAAAGGGGGUGGCAUCAACCUCGGUGGCAAACAAUCCGGUCCCGUCUACUGGCCAGGCAUGGAAGGACUGGGCGCACACCGGCUACAUGCUACAGGGACGAACCCUUUCGGAUCCGGAGAUGCCGCCGACACCACCGGCACGAGCCAUGAGCCUCAAAUGACGAUUCAGGAUGAUGUGGAAGACGUCGAGGCAAAAUGGAGGGAAGAUUCGAAGAAGCAGAAAGGUUUAAUGACGAAGGAUCAUCACCAUCCCACGACUCACCACACACCCGGAAAGAAAUAGACCUCUGUUGGUCCUUUCUUUCGUACUUCGUACACAAGAGGCGUUCUUCUGACAUCUGAGGAUCCUUGCCCACGGGACGAAUACUCACACGACACGAGAACGGCGAAUGGCAAACGAGUGAUUCCUCCAUCCCCUGCUCUUGUACAUUCGAUGCACUUUUUUCUCCCCUCUUGAGCGUUUUUAGCGUUUUUGUGACGAGAUGAUGGGGUUCUGUGGAAGGGGGCUAGCAUUUGGACUCUUGUACAUUUUUUUUAUUCCAAAGAGUCAUGCCUUUGCCAUCAAAAGGCAGGUCAGAUACGGAGCACCAUUUGACUCGCUCCCAUACACAGACUGUGUACUCACACAUGUACAUAGAUAUACCACCACCACCAACUUGAUGCAAAAGUCUUGCUGGCGUUGUCUAUAUCGCCACUCGAGACUCUCUCUUUCACCCCGCUCUCUUUAUCAGAGGCUUUUACAUACUCGGCACCCGUUGACGGUAGAUAUAUAUCUAGUACAGUGAAACAAAGCAAUUUACGGAGUACACUUUUCCCUUGAAUUAUCCUUCUACAAAACAAAAAGCGGAAG